CAACAACAAACCACGUUCCAACGCAUCUCGCCAUUAAAAGGUUAUCAACGGAAAGAAAGAAAGAAAGAGAGAAGAAGAAGACAAGAGAUCACAAUUCACACAAGUACGUCGAAUUGUCAGAUUCACACCAGUAAUUCUAUUCGUAUAUGUCACACACAGAUUCAGUUAAAUCUCGAAUGAUUUAGCAAACAUGGCCGCCAAUGCCCGUAGUGAUAACAAUGUCAAACAUUCGCUUCAACCUCAGAUCGGACCCGAUGGUAUCGCAAGAGAAGCCCCUGUAAUCGCCUACACCGAGAAGAUAAUUUUGGAAGAGCAACUUCAAUUGAAGAAAUAUAUUGAAGAAAAUUAUUCAAAAAUUCGAGAUCUCGAAAAAGAGCUGGGAAAUCUUACAAUGGAGAUGAAACUUACAGCUGGGCCGAAGAAAGCUGGUUGGUCAUUGUCUUGA
Messenger RNA from Ilex paraguariensis (yerba mate), 445 nucleotides. NCBI's taxonomy places the organism in Eukaryota, Viridiplantae, Streptophyta, Magnoliopsida, Aquifoliales, Aquifoliaceae. The record is from the annotation of a GenBank genome assembly.